ACCCUCUUCUUCCCUUCUCUUUCCCUUCAUCCCAAACUCCUCCCUCCUUUCUCUCUCCUCCCUCCUUUCUCUAUCCUCCUUCAACCGCCAUAAAAAACCACCUUCGAGAACCACCGUCAAUACCAAAAACCACCUUCAAAAUCCACAACAAUGAAGCAACUCCUGAAAUCAAUGAACCCAAAACAAAUAUUCCGGUCAAAAAAACCCAAAUCAUCACCAUCAAUCACAAAAUCCGAACCACCAUCAUUCGGAUCCACUUCAUACUCUUCCUCAACCUCCUCCGAUUCUUCAACCCACCGUCGGUCGGGCCCAGCACCGGGCCGAACCAAAUCCGAGGACAUCUCCCUCCGGCCCGACCCUUGGACUGAAGAAGCCUUCAAAAUGAUCGACCUCGACGGGGACGGUAAGAUCACUCGAGUCGAACUUCACUCACUCUUCAAGCGCGUGAGAGUAAACGCGCCGUCGUUGAGCGAAGAAGAGGUGGCAGCAAUGAUCAAGGAUAUCGAUAUGGACGGAGACGGGUGCAUCAGCCUAAAAGAGCUAGAAGCCGUUGGAUCUGCGCUUGAUCCGACGGCUGCGAAUGAAGAAGAUCUAAAAGGUGCGUUUGAUUUCUUUGAUUCGGAUCAUGAUGGGAAGAUAUCGGCGAGUGAGUUGCACGCGGGGUUUGUUGCGUUGGGGGAUGAACGGUGUACGUUAGAGGAUUGCCGGCGUAUGAUAGAAGGUGUGGAUAUUAAUAAUGAUGGAUUUGUUUGUUUUCAGGAUUUUAGCCGAAUGAUGAGUAUUCCUAGAUGAAUUUUUAUUUUUUUAUUUUUGGGAGGGAUAAAAAGGGAUUUUUCUAUUAUUAAGUAAGGUUUAGAUUGAAUGUUUAAGAAAUUUGUUCGAUCAUUAGCUUUAAUGUGUUACCGUACAUAUUGAAAUCAAAUGAUAUGAAAUCUUCCUUAUUAUCUACUCAA
Messenger RNA from Chenopodium quinoa (quinoa), 953 nucleotides. RefSeq names its product probable calcium-binding protein CML36. Gene Ontology annotation, molecular function: calcium ion binding. The coding region runs from base 151 to 792 and encodes 213 amino acids. Lineage: Eukaryota; Viridiplantae; Streptophyta; Magnoliopsida; Caryophyllales; Amaranthaceae. The transcript has a single exon. The record is from RefSeq and is a predicted model, not a curated record.